AUGGCGGCCAGGCAGAUUUCGGCGUUGGCGGGCGCCGCGCUCGCGAAGCAACCUCCUGCCGCCCUGCCACCAAAACCACUCUGUGUCGGAGCAGGGUGCCGCCAACACUUCAGCUUAACGCUGCGCUCCGCUUCCGAAGGAGACCGCGGCGGCUCCGGGCGCCACUCGCAGUGCAGGCCGGAAGGGGCGGCGAGGCGCCCGGCGAGAGAAGAGUUAACGGCGGCGGAGCGGCAGAUCGCGGAGCUGCACGCGGCCGCCUGCGCGGCUGGCCAGUUAAACUAUGUGGAUCCAGCUACUGGCUUUGUGGUGUUCACGCAGCUCGCCCACUUGCAGAGAGGUGAAUGCUGUGGCUCAGCCUGCAGACACUGCCCAUAUGGUCAAGUCAAUGUUAAAGAUCCAUCUAAAAAGAAGCAAUUCAAUUCAUAUUUUUAUGUUUGACAACAAAUUUCAUCUCUCCUCUCCAUAUAAUUCAACCUGUAUUUUUAAAACUUAAAACCCUCAUCCAGAACUGCUGUCCAAGUUGUUAAUACUUAAGCAUCCGUUUAAUCUUAAAUGCGUAUGUUAAAAGAACAUCAAU
Messenger RNA from Trichechus manatus latirostris (Florida manatee), 577 nucleotides. RefSeq names its product chromosome unknown C1orf53 homolog (gene CUNH1orf53). The transcript has 3 exons. The coding region runs from base 1 to 438 and encodes 145 amino acids. The record is from RefSeq and is a predicted model, not a curated record. Lineage: Eukaryota; Metazoa; Chordata; Mammalia; Sirenia; Trichechidae.